AUGGGCUCUCCAUGUUGGCCUAUAGAUCGUUUAGUGAUUGCAAGUAACUAUACGUGCCUGACACAAGUGCUUCUAACCAAUAAGGAUUGUGAAGGUGCACCUCAAAGUAGACGCGGAAAUAGUUUUGAGCAUUUUUGUGAGAUUCUUAAAAUUAAAAUCUGCUGGUUUACUAGAAACCACAGAGAAAAUAUGAAACUUGCAUGUUUCUUGGCUCUAUUUGUCCAUUUAAUUGUUGUAUCCGACGCAUCGCAUCGCAACUAUCCAGGAAGUCGAAUUGUGAGAGCUUUCGUUGAUCACAGCAUUGGAACAACAUCCCCUCAUCCAUUCGUAAGACAAAUCUCGGCGCCAUCAAUGGAACGAAAAGGAAUAACACCAAUACCAACAAGAGGCUCUCGAACAUUCUGA
This is a messenger RNA of Auanema sp. JU1783, 405 nucleotides long. The record is from the annotation of a GenBank genome assembly. Lineage: Eukaryota; Metazoa; Nematoda; Chromadorea; Rhabditida; Rhabditidae.